Strongylus vulgaris is the source of this 287-nucleotide messenger RNA. The record is from the annotation of a GenBank genome assembly. Lineage: Eukaryota; Metazoa; Nematoda; Chromadorea; Rhabditida; Strongylidae.
AUGCAUGAAGCGAUUCCGUACCUGCCGAUUCCUGUUGCUCUUCUUUGCUUCUUGUUGAACCUACUUAUCCCAGGAACAGGUACUAUAAUGUCUGGGUUGUUAGCGCUCUGUCUCGGUCAACCAAGAGUCAAUCUGAAGCGUGGGCGAAAAUUUGUGACACUUGCUGUCAAUUUGCUGGUCGGCAUUAGUCAAUUUUUCACCGUAACAUUCUUCUUUGUUGGAUGGUUUUGGAGCAUUGCAUGGGGAAGUCAGCUCAUUAUUCACUCAAGUGGGUUUAUGCGCUAGAU